AUGACGAUCACCGAGACCAAAGUCAUAAUUAUUGGAGCUGGAGGCCUUUUAGGUCCCCAUAUCGUCUCCGCCCUCGAUACCCAUCCUCGCUUUGCUGUGUCCAUACUGGCCCGCAAAUCAUCCCAAUCAAUCUUCCCCAGCCAUUUGCCAGUAUACCGCAUCGCAGAUAGCUAUCCUGAACCGGAACUCCUCAAAGCAUUCCAAGGCCAUGAUGUCGUGAUAUCAACCAUAACUGCUCAAGGAACCGGCACCCAGCAGCAGAAGGCCUUCAUCGACGCGGCGGUAAAAGCAGGUGUCAGGCGGUUUAUCCCGUCGGAGUUCGUUCCGGAUAUGAGAAAUGAGAAGGCACUGGAGUUGUUACCUGCAUUCGUCAAGCCGAAGCUGGAGGUGAUCGAUUACCUGAAGAGCAAGGAAAAAGAAGGGUUGCAAUGGACAGCGUUCGUGACGGGGUUGUUCGUCGACUUAGUCAUUGGACCCUUCCUGGGAUACAGCCUCACCGAACGUCGGGCUACGCUUCUCAACGAUGGUUUGGAUCGGUGGUCAGGCACCACAUGCGCCACAACCGCUCUUGCCGUGAGGAACGCGCUGCUCCAUCCCCAGCUGACAAUAAACAAACGUCUGUUCAUUGCCUCGGUGACUGUCACUCAGCGGGAGAUCCUCGCGGCUCUCGAAAGGGCAACGGCUACGAAAUGGCAGGUUACAUACGUCGAUGCAGAGGACGAAAAGGACGCUGCCUUCCGCGAAUUAUGGAAUGGGAACCCCCGUGGAAUCAAGAAACUGAUCAAGCACAUGGCGUGCGUUGAAGGAUACUCUGGUAAUUAUCUGCAGCUUGAAAAGUCCGCCAACAACCUUCUGUCCUUACCAUCGGAGAGUUUGGAUGAGAUUGUGGCCAGGGUUGUGGGUAGGAUAUAG
Molecule: messenger RNA, 912 nt
Organism: Aspergillus clavatus NRRL 1
Lineage: Eukaryota; Fungi; Ascomycota; Eurotiomycetes; Eurotiales; Aspergillaceae
Product: aromatic alcohol reductase
Exons: 2
Coding region: 1-912 (303 amino acids)
Molecular function (GO): oxidoreductase activity
Source: RefSeq, a predicted model, not a curated record